Molecule: messenger RNA, 3387 nt
Organism: Williopsis jadinii
Lineage: Eukaryota; Fungi; Ascomycota; Saccharomycetes; Phaffomycetales; Wickerhamomycetaceae
Gene: IST2
Product: Ist2p
Exons: 1
Coding region: 236-3265 (1009 amino acids)
Biological process (GO): chloride transmembrane transport
Cellular component (GO): cortical endoplasmic reticulum
Molecular function (GO): chloride channel activity
Source: RefSeq, a predicted model, not a curated record
AAGAAACCACACAAGCAGCAAAACCAAAAAAAACAACAACAAACCUUGCACGGGACCUCACGGAAAAGGCCACAAAAACACAACUUAUAGGCAGAAGAUAAACAAAAACAAUCCUCUUACUCCUUGAAACACACGAAGGAAAGUUGCAAUUAUCAGCGAGUGUUUAUUGCUUACAGGUUUAUUUGCUUUUGAUAUAGUGUUUGAAACAGGGUACUUUAUAGCGGGUGGAACACAGAUGACUGCUAUUACCGAGCUGAACCCUGAUGUUGUGAUCCACGUCAGGUUCCCACAACAAGAUGGAUCCGCAACACCGGAGGCUGAGAAGAGUUUGUCCAAGUUACUCUCUCAGUUGGAUAAGUUCGGGUUCCAUUCUCAGAUACGUCCGGACGAUUUUGAACAGCUGUUGGUGUUUGUCAAGCUGAGCAAUGAAAAGUUGAGUCAGUUGCUCAAGGAUCAAAGCGUCAAGGAGUACCUCUAUGGGCUCAGAAACGAGUUUGGCGACAACGAUUCCAACUUGUCUUCCAAUGAUAGAAUACCACUGGUUUAUGGUGCCUUGGUCAACCCUCUGGACGAGGGUGGUGCUGGUAUCACCGUUAACAGCGGGGAUUGGGCCUUUGUCACUAAGAUUGUCCCGAUAUGGGACGCUAAGGAGAGCGAGUCGUUGUUGAAAUCUGUCUUGAAGUUUUCAUUCACUGAAAGAGAUAUUGAGAGGAUAAGAGAGGUUGCCGGCUCAAGAGUGGCGUUGUACUUUGAGUUCUUGAGAAAUUAUUACAAUUGGCUUGUGAUUGCGUCCAUCGGGGGUGUCAUAUCGAGUUUAUUGUUUAAGAGAUUCUCCAUCAUCUUUACCUUUUUGAAUACACUAUGGGGUAUUAUCUUCCUCUCCAGUUGGAAGAAAAGAGAAGACGUCCUUCGUAUCCAAUGGGGGUUGCAAGGGGUCGAUAAGAUUCAAGUGAGAAGACAAGAAUAUGUUGGUGUUACAAAUGAACUCGAUUCCACAUAUUCUCCAAACGCUGGAAGAACUCUGAAGAAGUUGGCAUUCAUACCAGUUGCAAUUGUUGCUGCAAUUAUCCUGUUGUCCUACCAAAUCGCAUGUUUUUUCAUCGAGAUCUUCUUAACGGAGAUUUACCAAGGCCCUGGUAAAUUAGUCCUUGGUCUUGUCCCAACAGCCUUGAUUGUUGGAGGUGUUCCAAUCUUCACAGCAAUUUAUGAGAUAUUUAUCAACAAGGCAUUGACAUGGGAAAACCAUGAGUUCCAAUCAACUUUCGAAAAGUCCCAAUUAGAGAAACUAUACGUUUACAACUUUUUGUCAAGUUAUGUUCCAUUGUUCAUCACCGCAUUCUUCUACUUACCAUUUGGUCAUAUUGUGAAUUCUUACUUGCAGAGCAUUGGUUAUUACACCUCUUACUGGAGAAUUCCGAUUGUCAACGAACGUUACCAAAUCAAUACACAGAGAUUGAUCACGCAGUUCAGUUACUUCACCCUCACUGCCCAAGUUGUCUCACUUUUGACUGAAAAUGUUGUUCCAAUUGCCCUCAAAUUGGUUAAACAACGCAUCAAUGCAAAUAAAAAGUUUGCCAAUCUCUUGGAUGCUCCUGAGGAGAAGAAGUAUUUAGACAACGUACGUGAACAGUUGGACAGACCUUCAUUUGAUGUCAAUAGCGAAUACAGGGAAUUGGCUACACAGUUUGGUUAUAUUGUUCUUUUCGGACCAGUCUGGUCUCUGUCACCAUUGGCUUCCUUGUUCUUCAAUUGGAUUGAAAUAAGAGGAGAUGUUGAAAAGUUGCUCUUUGAGUCCAGCAGACCAAUUCCUCAAAGAGUUGAAUCGAUUAGACCUUGGAAUACACACCUGAGAAUCUUGACAUUGAUUGGUUCAGUUGUUGGUCCUUUAGUGACAACAAUGUAUCGUGAUGAGGAUAACGUUUUGCAAAGCUCUGACUACUCCUACACCAAAUCAGUGGUUUCUACAUCAGGUUGGAAGUUGUUUGCAAUUUGUCUCAUUUGUGAAAACCUUUUCCUUGGUCUCAGCUUUGCGGUUGAUGCUAUUCUGGGAAGCCGUGAUGACCGUGUCGAGAGAGAACACAAUGAAAGCAAUGUUCAUCUCCGUCGUUCGUAUGUCGAGGCGUAUGUUAAAUCUGAUCUUUCUAAGAAUACCACUGCACUUUCACACAGAGAUGACUGGGAAGAGUUUCACAAUGAAAAGGUGUUGAAGCAAGCUCUGGAAUUACCAUCACUAUUGGCAGGUGCAAAUAAGCUGAAAGUUAAAGAGAAGGGACUUGAAUCAGAGAACAAUACAAAUAUCGAGGAGAAGUCAUCUGGCUUCCAGCAACAUGAAAAAUCUGACCUCCGUUCCACAGUAGCUUCGAAGUCCAUUCCAAAAACUGAAGUUCCUGUUAUUUUAAUAGCAGAGCAGACUACCCCUGCAACAACUGCUAACGGGACUUCCCAACCAUCACAAGUUGCUGUUCCAAUAUCCACUAAACUCAAUUCCAGUGGUAAUUCCAACAGUACCAUUCCUGCUGUGACGAAUGCUACCAUUUCUCCAUCAAAAGAAAACGAAGAAACUGCCAAUUCCAACAAUACUGAUGACUCUCCAACAAAAAGAUCCUCAAUAUCUUCAUUUUCAUCAAGCUUAGCCGGUGCAACCCUGCCACCUGACUUUGAAAAGAGGUUGUCAAACUCGAGAUUGAAUGUCAUCUCACCAGCUCAAAGGGAAAGAACACCAGAUCUUAGAAAAGUUGAUACUCCUGCCAGCAAAGAUUCUGCAUCUUCUUCCACAGGGUCCAAACAGAGAGAAUCGAGGGAGAACCAGUCCACCACUGUUCCAUUGGAGACACCUCUUUCUCAGGCAGCAGCAACCUUGAAUGAUACCAUUGAAGCAACAUCUGCAAAUGUUGCUAGUUCUGCCAAAUCGUCUAAUACCGAAGUGGCUCACAAGGCAAAUAAUGCAGUUCAAACUUUUUCUGAAAAGGCUCAAGCCGUUGUGGCAGCCUCCUCUGCCACGGUUAAGCAGGAAAUUGCAAAAGCAACAACAGAUGUACCAUCAGUUGCUGAGCCACAGCAUACAGUGGAGCCAGUUACUCAAAAUGCUGAAAACCACAAGACUUUGUCGCCACCAAAGGCUGAUUUUGAGGAUCAUGGAUCUCUAACCAGUCGUUCCUCUUCCGUCAGAAAGAAAGGGCUGCUUUCAAAGGUUAAAGGUGCCAUUAAAUCAAAAGGAGGCCCUCAUAGUCCUCAUGGUAGCAUCCACAACACUCCAAAGAAGUGAACAUGUAACUUCAUAAAUGUCUCUCCUACAAUCUACAAUAUAUAUACAUAGUUCACAAUUAUCUUCAUUGAUUGUAUUUCAUCGUUCUAUGACUUGAUGAUAUCAACCCUUGCCCUUUUCCA